Messenger RNA from Acinonyx jubatus (cheetah), 6889 nucleotides. It is a transcript of the gene GNAT3, whose product is annotated as G protein subunit alpha transducin 3. The record is from RefSeq and is a predicted model, not a curated record. The transcript has 9 exons. NCBI's taxonomy places the organism in Eukaryota, Metazoa, Chordata, Mammalia, Carnivora, Felidae. Gene Ontology annotation, molecular function: GTP binding; G-protein beta/gamma-subunit complex binding; G protein-coupled receptor binding. Gene Ontology annotation, biological process: detection of chemical stimulus involved in sensory perception of bitter taste; adenylate cyclase-modulating G protein-coupled receptor signaling pathway; sensory perception of sweet taste. Gene Ontology annotation, cellular component: photoreceptor outer segment; heterotrimeric G-protein complex; photoreceptor inner segment. Bases 2211 to 3119 code for a protein of 302 amino acids.
UCCCCUCAGAGUAUUCCCCUUAAAAUUUCUUGCAGGGCUGGUUUAGUGGUCACGAACUCUAAUUUUUGUUUUGGAAAAUUUUAUCUCUCCUUCUAUUUUGAAUGACAGUCUUACUGGAUGAAGAUUUCUUGGCUGCAUAUUUUUUCUGAUUCAGCGUAUUGAAUAUAUUCUGCCACUCCUUUCUGGCUUGCCAAUUUUCUGUGGCUAGGUCUGCAGCAAAUCUGAUCUGUCUUCCCUUAUAAGUUAAGGACUUUUUUCCCCUUACUGGUUUCAUGAUUCUUUCCUUGCUUGAGUAUUUUGUGAAUUUGACUAUGAUAUGCCUUGUUGAUGGUCGAUUUCUGUUGAAUCUAAUGGGGGUUCUCUGUACUUCCUGGAUUUUGAUGUCUGUGUCUCUCCCCAUGUUAGGAGAGUUUUCCACUAUGAUUUACUCACGUAAAACUUUUAUCCCCUUUUCUUUCUCUUCAACUUCUGGGAACCCUAUAAUUCAGAUGUUAUUCCUUUAUAAUGAGUCACUGUGUUCUCUAAUUCUUAUAUCGUACUGUUUUGCCUUAGUUUCCCUUUUUUUCUGCUUCAUUACUCUCCAAAUAUUUGUCCUCUAUAUCACUGAUUUGCUGCUCUAUUUCAUCCCUCUUUGCCACUGUGGCAUCCAUUCAUAUUGCUGCUCAGUUAUAGAAUUUUUAAUUUCAUCCUGACUAGAUUUUACUUCUUUUAUCUCUGCAGAGAGGGAUUCUAUGCUUUUUUGAACCACAGUUAGUAUUCUUAUUAUUGUGAUUCUAAAUUCUGGUUCAGACAACUUGCUUGUAUGUGUGUUAAGUCCCUGGUUGUCAUUUCUUCCUGUUAUUUCUUUUGAGGUGAAUUCCUUCAUUUUGCCAUUUUGAAGGAAGAAAAAGGGUUAAUAAAAUUAAAAAAAAAUAAAAAUUACAAAAUUAAAAACAACACCAAAAAAAUCAAAUAAAGGGUGCUAACUCCUAGGUGUGGUUUGGUCUGGUUGUUGAAAGAAGCUGUAUAGAAUAGAAAAAAAAGGGGGGGGGGGAAGGAAACAAAGGGGAAAAAAUAGGAAAAAAAAGAAAAAACAAAAAAAGGAAAGCAUCGAAAAUUUCAAAAAAUGAAAAAAUUAAAGAGAAUAAAAUGAAAUAAUGAAAGUAUAAUAGAAAUUUGAAAAUUUACACAAAGUAUAAAUAUAAUAGAAAAAAGAAAUAUCUUUUUUAUAAAAACGGAAAACAAAAUUUUUUCUUUCUGUAUUCAAGAAUAAGAAAAGAAAAAGAAAAAAAAAAUUGAACGGAUGGACCAGUGAAAAGAAUGAAAUAAGAUUGAAAUUACAUCCGGCUUCCCCUAGAAGUCAAACUAUGAAGCCCUUUAUAGUCCACAAACUAAUCAGGGAGAGAGAUUUGUGCUCUUGCAGAGCAUGGUGGCCCAGUUGGGUGGGAUUUAGUGUAGCCACCACAUUUUCCACUAGAUGGCGCUACUUAAUUUGCUGGGGUGGGUCACUGUGGUGCGUGUAGGCGUGUAUGCGCAUGCGUGGGAGGCGUCAAAAUGGUGUCACACAGCUACCCGUCUCUGGUAUCAGUACUCUGUGCUCUUGCUGACUGGCAAUCAAGCACACCCCUCCUGUGUCUCUGGCUUCCGCCUCCUCCCCGCUUCUACACUGUGACCAAGUUGUUCAGCCUGCCAGGUGGUACGUGCAUCCUGAGUUUUAUCUCAGUCGGGCCGCGUCUCCAAACCCCUCCCUUCUGAGCACCCUGCAGCUUUGACCCGCUCAGAGCCUCUGGUGGAAGGUCUCGCCAGUAAUGGCUGGGUGCCGGCCCACCCCCUAGAACGUUGGCAGGACUGUGUUGCGGUAGAUGCUCAGAGACUGCGGCCGGGUGCCAGCCCGCCCCAGAGAAGGUUCGCGCAAUCGUGUAGCAGCUGUGGUUCAGCGAUUGUGGUAAAUCACAACACCCACCUGGCACCAGGCUUCAGUGAACUGUUAACGUCUUUUUUCCAAUACCAGCGAAUGUGGCUGUUCUCUGCACAGGACCAGACGUCCUCCAGCCUAAAGACCCCUCUGCUCUUGCUGUCUGCUCCUGGGCUUUCGCCCUUCCCACCAGAGCACCACCAGGGGCAAUGGCAAGAAGCUGAGAGCAGGCAGAGGAGGCAACUGUGCCCAUCAUCCUUCCUUCUAAUUCUGUAAAGGAGCAGGAGAAUCUGGAAAAAGUACAAUUGUUAAACAAAUGAAGAUCAUCCAUAAGAACGGUUACAGUGAGCAAGAAUGCAUGGAGUUCAAAGCAGUAAUUUACAGUAACAUAUUGCAAUCCAUCCUAGCUAUUGUGAAAGCCAUGACUACCCUUGGGAUUGAUUAUGUGAAUCCCAGAAGUGCAGAAGACCAACGACAACUUUGUGUGAUGGCGAACACUCUGCAAGAUGGUGGCAUGACACCUGAACUGGCUGAGGUGAUAAAAAGACUCUGGAGAGACCCAGGACUUCAGACCUGCUUUGAAAGGGCAUCUGAAUAUCACCUCAAUGACUCAGCAGCUUACUACCUUAAUGAUGUAGAUAGAAUCACAGCUCCUGGAUAUGUCCCAAAUGAGCAAGAUGUUCUACAUUCUCGAGUGAAAACAACUGGAAUCAUUGAAACUCAGUUCUCCUUCAAAGAUUUGCAUUUCAGAAUGUUCGACGUAGGAGGACAGAGAUCUGAGAGAAAGAAAUGGAUUCAUUGCUUUGAAGGCGUUACAUGCAUUAUAUUUUGUGCUGCGCUCAGUGCCUAUGACAUGGUCCUAGUGGAAGAUGAGGAAGUGAACAGAAUGCAUGAAAGCCUUCACCUAUUCAACAGUAUCUGUAAUCACAAGUACUUUGCAACCACCUCCAUUGUCCUGUUUCUCAAUAAAAAGGAUCUCUUUCAAGAAAAAGUAACCAAAGUGCAUCUUAGUAUCUGCUUUCCAGAAUACACUGGACCAAAUACAUUUGAAGAUGCAGGGAACUACAUCAAAAACCAGUUUCUAGACCUGAAUUUAAAAAAAGAAGAUAAGGAAAUUUAUUCCCACAUGACCUGUGCUACAGAUACCCAAAAUGUCAAGUUCGUGUUUGAUGCGGUUACAGAUAUAAUUAUCAAAGAGAAUCUAAAAGACUGUGGGCUUUUCUAAUCAGCCCUUUUUUCUUCCACUCUUGUUCUUGUACACUUUUCAAGAUAUAAAAGGAAAGGUGCUGUGUGAUGUGUUUAGUUUUAAUACUAUUAACUUAUCUAGAAAUAUAACUAGUGUUAUAAAACAAACAUUUUUCAUAUAAAAAUUUUAAUAUAUUGUCAGCUCACUCUGGAUGUUUCAAUUUCUUUGGCACAGUGAGGAUGGGGGUGUCUUUGAUGUCUGAUGUCCUUAGGUCUGAAAAUAUACAUUUGGCAAAGCUCUAUCAGUACAUAUCACUGACACUGAAUUUUCUUGGUAGUAAAUUUCUGUAUUGUGGUCUAUUUUUAAUUAUAGAACAAUGAAAAAAUGCAGAGUAUCCCAUAUUAUUUUCAUUGGCUGGAAUUUGAGAGACAUUUGUUUUCACUGAUAUGUAAUUGUGCCCGUACUAUAAAGACUAUUUAUUAUUGGCCCAUUACUCCUAUUCAGUAAGCUGCAAAUGAAAUGUUCACUCUACAUGUAAUUGUGGACAGGAAAUUUUAUAUGCAAAAGAAAUGCACACAAUUUUAUCUGUCAUGUUUCCCUUUGAGAAAAGUGAUUAAUGCUGAAUUUUACCUUAGAAUUGAAGAUUUUAACACAAUAUCAUUUUGUAUCAGCCUAGUUAAAAAUGGGACCGUGUAUGGUCAAAUAUAUAGCAUAAGGCUGUUCAGGCUGAACAACAGUCCUUAAUGGAGUACUUAUUCUCACAUUUUGCUCCAGAGUGGCAUGGAGCAUUAUUACAAUUGAUGGUUUAGGAACAACAAUUUUAAGCCACAGAGAGGAAAAUAACUCAGUUUCUUAACACUAGUAUGUUUUGCUUUUAUGAAUAAGAAGUAGGAAGUAAGAGUGAGUAAUUAGGAGAUUUUGUGGAAGAGAAACAUUGAGCUUUUUAGUAUUGUAAGGGCCAUUCUAAAUGCUAUACAGUAUGCUAAUGGUCAAGCCUGUUUUUUUAAAACCUAAUCUGGUGCCUUACAAACCAAAUCAUAUGAUUUGCAAAAAAAGAUGACUUCUUCCUUUCUUGAAGUGUGUAACAUUUAUAACAUAUACUUUUCAAGCAGGUCUUAAUACUGUUUGCCUUCUACCAUGGGAAAAAGAUGAUACAUAGGUCAGAAUAGUAGGUCAAUGCAUGAGAUUUCUAACUACCCUGAAAAGAGAGCUAAUUAGGUUUUUACAAGCUAGAUGAGGAAAAGGUAAAUUAACCCAUUUGCCAAUCUGAUGAAUUCAGGUAGUUUUGUCUCAAUGUCACUUCUUCACGGUUCUGUAACACUUCCCUUCUAAACACUUAAGAAUUAUCACUAUUCCAUAAGUAGCCUUGACUGGGGUGUCUGUGGCUUUAUUUUCAAAACCAUAAAGGAGUUUUCAACAAAUACAUUCCUACAAAAAUUUCAUAGUAAGAAAAAUUAAUUGGAAAUUUCUUUGCAGAAUAUAAAUUUUUAAGGAGCCUAAGAUAGCAAGGACAAAAAAAAGAGCAAACAUUUAGCGUGAGAAUUUAAUAAAUUUUUCUGGCUGAACCAAUAUCUAUAUGACUAAAAACAAUAAUGUGCUAGGAGAUAUUCAAUGUUAAGAGAUUUUACAUUAAGAUUGCAAAUGCUAUCAUUUCAUCUAUUGCUUUAUCUUUUUAUUUUCUCCCAUUCUCCUUUAACCUGCUUUUCUCUACCAGUGUGAAGACAAUUUCCAGUAAAUGAACAAGAUGUUUUGUGAAAUGUUACUAUUAUUAUUUGGAUUUUGACUCUGUCUUACCCUUAGGAUUUCUCUUUUUGGUGUAAAGCAUGGGGUCAGAAAUGGUUCAUUUUAUCUUUUACAAAUACAUAACUCAUUUCAGUCUGUGCAAAAAAAAAAAUGACAAGCAGAAAUGUUGUAAAAUACCAUUCUGUGAGAAAUUUUAAAUGACCAAACUAAAAUUAGAGGUCAGUUUGGAUUAUGGGAGGGGGGGAACCCUUAAAUUCCUUCCUACCCUAUGCUUGAAAUUUUAAAAAUUUCUUCACAAUCACAAAUUGUUGUUAUCCUAAACAAUGCAUUUUCAUUAAAAAGAGAAAUUUUUAGUAGAGAAAAUAGAUGUUUGCAUUAUUUCUUAAAUGAUCACCCUCCUUAAAAUUGAGUCUAUUUGUGAUUUUACUUUUUAAGUUUUUAAUUAAAAAGGUUGGCGUAGAAGCACAGUAUUUUGAACUAAUUAGAGUAACAAAUGGAAAAUCUGGGAAAUCUGGAAAAAUCUUCUGGCUUUUCCCAGAAGAAACUUGUACUGAGACCAACAAUGUUAAAGUUGGUUAGAAUUCAAUAUUCCAACUGCACAGUUAGUGUUGUUGCUUUGCUAGUGUCUCAAAGAGGCAGUCUUAGCCUUUGUCAAAGUUCAAAUGUUAUUAUACUGAUAUUCUCCUUUUCUGUUAUUUGAGGUCUCUCUUCCUCACUCAGAAUGUUCUCAAAUCCUCAUGCCUUAGAUUUGUAACACUCCCAACUCUUUCACUUCUAAAAUGUGCCCAACUGUGGACACACUACAGUACCUCAGAGAUCUGGGGCAGGCUUCCAUCUAAUGGGGUCACCAUAAUUAAUCCUUGCAGAGUUUUUCCAGAAGCGUGAACUGGUGAACAGAUAAGUCUUUGCACCUUGGGACUAGUGACUACAGAGUUAAUUCAAGAAGAGUAUUAAUUGGUAAUACCCUUGAAUCAAAUAUUAAAGUUGGUGACUCGAAAAAGAAGCUCUAUAGAAAAGGGUUUUCAAAUUCUAGGAAAUCUACCACAUACAUUAUAGAUAUCCCAUAUCCUAUUGAUUAACAGAAUUUAUAAACCAACACCAGUCUUCAAGUGUAUCCUACAAAUUGGCAAACUAAUUCUUCAGGCUGUGGGCCUGUCCUAACACGGGUUUUUUUGUUUUUGUUUUUGUUUUUUACUUGAUCCAUUAUCUUAUUUAAUCACGAAAUAUAUUUUCAAAUAUUUGCACAGAAUCAUUCAGGCUUGACUUAGUCAAACAAUAUGUGAGGAAAAAUAAAUUUUGUGUGUGGACAUAGGUUUUUCCUCUGUGACAUCACUUCAGAAUCAGCAGUGGAUGAGCUGGUUCACAUGAGUCAACUACUAAAAAUAAGAUAUUUGUAAGAACUAUAGGAGCAACUGUGAAUCCUCUCACUUAGAAUAACUUUAAAAAUAAGAGAGGCGACCCUCCAUCUUGUUGCAGUAAGUAUUCAAUUAAUUGAUAAUCUAACCAGCUGGGGCCUUCUUUCUUUUUAGGCCUUUCCUGACAAUCUUACCUACUAGUCUCCAGCCACAUGGGGGCACACUAACAUCAUGUGUUUUUCUACCCAAAUGUUGCACAAAUAAUAAAUUUAGAUGGCCAACAGCUUUAAUGAGACAGAUAAUAAAAUCCUACUAAGAAAUAUAACUCUGUUGUGCUUCCCAGGUCAGUAGGAUCUGAUCAUCUUCUGAUAAUCAUAAUGUGCACUAUUUGAGCCAAAUCUGUGAAUAACAAAUCUAUCGAAAUAGGUCCAAAUUUGUUUCGUGAUAUACAGACACUUAGUCUUUUCUCAUGCUCUAAUUUCUAUUUUUUUUUUGACAUUUUGAACCUGUUGUUUAAAUCUAAGUUAUCAUUAGUUUUGUACAGUGUGGUUUUCCAUAUUGUUUCUAAAAUAUUGUGUCUAAAAUCUUGAUUAGCUUACAGAGAAAUGUAGGAGAAAAAUAAUUUGAUGUUUAACCACUAGGUUUCAUGAAUAGUAAUUAAAUGGCUGCUUAUUAAUGUGUUUCUUUUCAAUAAAUCAAAGUAAAAUUCCA